GAAUGACUUUUAUUUUUAUCGUUGACUGAGCGGGAUGUACCGUGACUUUAAUAUUUUGCUUUCGGCUUUUCAACAAUUACAAUGCGAAAAAAACACUGUUCCGUGUCAAAAUGAUUUUCGAAAGGCAUUCACCGACAGAUGGCGAUUAACGUAAAGCUUCGAUAACACGAUAAACUAUAUCGCGUUUUUCGCGUCCGUGUCCAAUCGUCAGUGACCUCCAAGCUUUUCAAAUUUGAACCGCAUAAUCAAUCAACUGUCGUCGAUUUCCCACGCAAGGAUUCAACAGCCAGACUGGGUUUAUGAGAUAGCCAUGCAUGGUGAAAUCAUAAAAGGCUGUUGAAUCGUUCGUCCCAUGAUUUCCCGUCGGACUGUAGCUAUUUGUGAUCCAGCGAGGAACAAAGAACUCUAUGAUGUUUACGCCGAUCAAGCCCGCGGGCACUGGCGUACUGAACGAUACGGUGUUAAAUACACCGCAGCCUCAAGCAACUUCAACGGUUCGACGAAAAAGCACGCUGGAGAAUAAAUUCAGUAGUGGGGACUUCAGUCAAGAGAAACAGAAGCGAAUUCCAUGUGAAAGUCAGGCAGAUGAUACGGAUAAUUCCUCAUUGGGUCUCCUUGAUAACAUGUCAGCUCUCACAAAUGUUAGCACAGCAGAUGAGGAACAAAAGCUGAAUUAUAUUACUAUGAAUAAGGAGCUUGAAUAUGCUAGAAAAAUUCUUCAAAAAUGUAGCGACUUGAACAACUUUUCUGUGGUUACAGACACAAAUAAAGAAAAUAAUGCAAAUGUACAAAAUAUGACAGGUAUUUUACCUGUUUUAAGUUUUGCUUUGCCAAACAAAACUUGUAUUCCUGAUCAGAGUCAAGAAUGCAGUAUGAAUUACAUAGCUAAGACUGAUACAACCAGUAUUAUUUUUAAGCCUAAUGAAAUAUCAGCACACUCAUCUACCCUAAGUAGUACAAUAGAACAGUCUCUUUUAAAUAUAUCAUCUGAUGGCAUCAACUUGAAUAGCAUCACAAAUGAGUUAGCACAAUUCCAGAAAGAAUUUAAUGAUGAAGAAUUUCUGUCUGGCUCACAAGUGCCUGCACAACUAUCGAUUGAUGAAGCUCACUGGCGACAAAAUGACACAUAUUCCAUGUCAGUUAUGGAUACCGAAAAACAGGAAUUAGACUGUUCUUCCUUCUCUGGUAUCAUUGGGCCAGUUGACUUAUCGAUAGCGUCAUGCGCUGGGAAAAAAGUAUCUGUUGGUCAAUACUUCAAACGUAAAUGUAACAUGGAAAUGUUUAAAGAUGAUAAAUUAAAACCAAGUUUUGACAUUACUUUGGAAACUCCCAUAAGAAAGGACAACUUGAGACCAUUGAUUAAUUCGACACUCAUGGCAAAUGAGCUAAAGGAGAAGAAAGAGCACACACGCGUUCCAAACUCGGCAGUUGAUAUGGGUGAAAAUAGUAUUUUAAGUUUGAGCACCAUUGCUAGUACUUUGCAAGAUGUUAAUAGUGAGACACCACGGCGAUUAGUUGACCAGCUCUUAAUGGCACAGAAAAAAAAGAAAUAUUCAGUAAUAGACGAACAUACAAAGAAAGAAACAUAUACAUUGCCUUUGGAAAGAAAAUCUAUGAUGGCAACGUCUACAACAAAUCCCAAUAAAUUUGAUAAUGAUAUCAGUCUAGUAGAUCUCACGACAAAAUUGUCACUGGAUAGUAAAACUAUGAAUGACGCGAGUGAAAAGGAAAAAAUCUCAAGAAUAUUGUCAUUUUCUCCAAAUAAAAAUAUGAAAGAAGCUAAAUCUUUUGAAAGUGUGUGCGAAAUAUUGAAAGAAAACGCAAAUGAUAAAGAUGUAACUUCUUCAUCUAACAAAGAUGCAGUUAAAAUAUCAGCCACAGAUUUUAUGUUCUUACAACAUUCGGCAUUAUUAUCCAAUGAUAAAUUGAAUAUAUUCUCGCAUGUGCCACCAAUGGAUAUAAAAAGUUAUAGUGAAGAAAGCUACGAUGAUAUGAAUAUACAAGCGAUAGAAAAGAAAGAAGCAAUGAAAGUGGAUGUUUCUGAUAACACGACGAUAAGCACACAGUUCAAAGAGAAUGUGGAAACUGAAACGCAGUUUGAUUUAAACAAUGAUAUAAUUAUUGGCAAGAAUACGGACCAAUUAUGCAAUUGCAUUAUUGGUAUGACGUGUAAAGCUAAUAUAGAACUUGUAAACAAAGGAGACAGAUGGAUCACAUGCACCUUAAAGCUGAACGAAAUACGAGGAGAUCAGCAAAGUAUUACGUUAAAUAUUCUCGAAGAUGCGAUUUUAAUAAAGCCUAAAGGUGCCCAGUUUGCAAAGAUUAAAGUAAAAAUAACAAAAAUGUGCAAACCAAUAAUCGCGGUAUUAAAUAUAAUUGCAUCGAACAUGGUCGAAGCAAAGUCGAAAUUUAUGACGCACAUGAUCUGCUUCAAGCCAGAAGAAUUCGAACUUGAUAUCAUAUGCAACUCACAGGAUAAACAGGAAUUAAAUUUCCAAUAUGUGGCGGAAAACGUGGCGGCAAAAGUUCUACCUAUAAUAUUUCACAACAAAAAUAAUGUUGAUGUACCUGUUAAGCUCUCUAUAUUACAUGAAGGACCAAAAAUAUUCAGUAUUGAUGAUAAUUUUAGCGGAUCAGUAAAACUAAACGAAUCUCAUGACGAAUUGAUGACUCAUUUAGUACUUAAGCCUCAAGAGAAAUACGCCGCUAAUAUAAAAUGCGAGAGAUCACAAUUUACAAUGGAUUAUUCACAGAAACAAUCGCAGUAUUGGAAGAGCAAAUUGAUUAUACAAGUACAAUGUAGUGACGGAACAAUAUUAUUCUUGAAGGAAGUGCUCCUCUGUGCGCAAACAGGCACUUGUAAGAUUCAAGUCAUCGACACGGAUGUGCCUAUAAUGGUUUCACGACAGCACGGCAAACUGCUGAAAGUCAUUAAUUCGGGAAAUGUCGCGACGUGCGUGUCUGCCGCUGUCGUGCCAAUGGAAAGAUAUCAGAGAGCGGCACAGGAAUUUUCUAUAAAGCCAUACGACAUAUCUUUACAAGUCGGGGAGAGAGGUUCAUUCUUGAUCACGUAUAAGUCGCAGAUUUCUGACACGAGGGAUAUAAUCGAAGAGAGACAUGCAAAGAUAAAAUUAGUCGCCGGCAACAACGUCUACUAUUACAUCGUGAGCACCGAGCAGAAACCGCUAGAAACGGAAAAUGAAAAUUAUCCGCGUUGUGACACGCCUUGUAACUUAGUGUCUAUAAAUUCGCCGACAUCUCCACAAAGUGUAACCUCUAGUAGUUGUAGGUCCGGAGUUUACCAAGGCAGAAAUUCACCAAGCAGCGUAGAAUCCAGUGUAGCCGUAGCUGGAAGUGCAAUUCCAAUCAGAGCGACACAUGCCGCUCUAGUGUGGAACAGUGUAAAAACAGGCAAGAGCAAAAUCAAGGAGUUUACAAUUCGUAAUACGAGUAACAACAAGAUUAAAAUCCAGAUAAACAUUUGGGACGACAAUAAGAGCUUUAUGUUCCUCGGUGACAGGCAGACUAUGAAUACAAGUAUGGUACUGGCGAUGCAACGUACAGAAAGCAAAACUCUCGCGAUCAUAUUCAAUCCGUAUCGUGUGGGUCCAGUAACUGGAAAGAUCACUAUCAAGCAUUACACGCCUACAAAGGAAAAUCAUGAAUUUCAACACAGAAGAAUACCCUUAUAUGGAUACGGCGGCUAUGGCAAAAUGAAGAUCUCGGAUACAUAUAAAGAUGCGAGUGGAAAGAUAUGGUUGGCGCUAGGCACUUUAUCAUCGGGAACCACAGUCUUGAGAGCGAACAUGAAAUUGCAAAAUACUGGUGACUUGCGUACAUUCGCAAAAAUCAAAGUUGUACCAAAAGUUAUUUCUCCAAGAAUGGAUUCUAGUUGGCGUGUAACUCCGACGGAACUAAUAUUCGAUCCUAAGGAGUCUCAACAAGUGUCGAUAGAAUUCUAUCCCAAGAAGGAGGAUUUUGCGAAAUUACAACAUAGUGUUGCAGAUGUAUCGCAUGUCGCGACGAUUAACGUUGUCUAUGGGGAUGAACCGACUCGCUGGAGAAUACGGAGAUUAUAUAACAAAAUAAAAGAAUCGGGUGAAUUAUUCAGAAAUGAAAAUGAUACGUUCAGAAAUGUUGUUUAUCCUAUUUGUAAAACUUUUCCUGGGGAACAAUUAAUACCUGGUUUAACAUCGAUACGUGAUCCCAUUCAAAGCCUACAUGAUCUUUGCACUGGAGUUCAGCAGUACGAAAUAAUGCUCACAGUGGAGUCUUGCGCAGAUGAUACUUUGCCUAUUCUUCAUGACAAUGAUGAUUCACAAAUGUAUUAUUCUCUGAUAAGUGAUAACAGUCACACGGAUGAAGUGGGCGGAACAAGUUUUUUCUCUUCUCAAACCAUGGAAGGAUACGAAGCUCAACAUCACGAUUCUCGAGAAGAGCAUUUCAUUGUAAAUCCGUCCACUGUCACUUUAAAUCCUCCAAUAUGCAAUGAGGCAACUAUAAGUAUUUCUAGUUUCUUCAAAGUGGCCCAAUCAUUCCAGACUAAUUUGUUGAACUCGAAUUGUCUCAGUGUUGUCCCCGCAGAAGGAACACUUCCUAGCAAAGGACUUUUUACUCUAACAAUACAAUGUUCACCGAGAAUAGAACGUAAUAUGCAAGACGUACUUGAAAUUUAUACAGAGAAUAGUAAAAAGGAUGUGUUGGUCAAAGUAAACAUAAAGCGACAAUAAUCAUGUUGCAAUAUAAUCAGAAUAUUUAUUUCUCGAUU
Harpegnathos saltator (Jerdon's jumping ant) is the source of this 4768-nucleotide messenger RNA. It is a transcript of the gene spd-2, whose product is annotated as spindle defective 2. Lineage: Eukaryota; Metazoa; Arthropoda; Insecta; Hymenoptera; Formicidae. The transcript is spliced from 20 exons. The record is from RefSeq and is a predicted model, not a curated record. Bases 408 to 4730 code for a protein of 1440 amino acids.